Rattus norvegicus (Norway rat) is the source of this 3904-nucleotide messenger RNA. The record is from RefSeq and is a predicted model, not a curated record. NCBI's taxonomy places the organism in Eukaryota, Metazoa, Chordata, Mammalia, Rodentia, Muridae.
UCCGCCCUACGCUGCACUGGGUCCCGCCCACCCGGCUCCCGGCUCCCGGCUCCCGGCUCCCGGCUCUUCUACCCGGAAACUGUCCUGGCAGUCUACACUCCUGUCCUCUCCGCUUGGGAGAUUGGCAACAAUUGUGGCUAGCGGGUUGUUUAGUUGUUCUGUGAGCCACAGUUUCGGGUCAUGGAGGGGGACAGCCGCGCCGCCACGGCCUCGCAGUACCAGCCGGCCUGCCCUACGCGGGACGCAUGUGUCUACAGCAGCUGCUAUUGUGAGGAAAACAUUUGGAAGCUCUGUGAAUACAUCAAAACACACAACCAGUAUCUGUUGGAGGAGUGCUACGCUGUCUUCAUAUCGAAUGAGAAGAAGAUGGUAAGUUGGUACCUAUUUGGAAACAGCAGGCAAGACCUGAGAAUGGACCUGUGAUCUGGGUAAGAUGGCCACCCAAGCAUCUCUGAUGCAUUGUUCUGUGUGGCCUCUGAGUGACCAGUGUGCUGUCGUAAAGCAGAAUUGAAGGGACACUAGAGAAAGGCUAUGACAAUUGUUAAUACAGGGAUCUCCUGAGAAAGGAUGUUAUUGUGGAUGUAUGUUCUUCUAAAUUUUUCUUUUGGGAUCUAUAGUGGUUUGUGUAUGAAAUGUCCUCUACAGGCUACAGUGUUUGAAUUCCUGUCCCCUAGCUGGGAGUGCUGUUCUGUGGGAUUGGAACCCUUGAGAUCUGAGGCCUAGCUAGUAGAAGUGUGUUACUGGCGCUGGACCCUGAAGGUUCUACCUACUUGUUAUGACCCAUGUUCUCUCUUUCUCUUCCUCCCAGUCUGUUGUCAUGUGAGGAGCAAUUACCUCCCAUUUCUGUUGCCAUGGACAGUCACUCCCCUCAUUAUGCCUAACCUGUAGGGUUGGUUGAUGGUAGUCUGAAACCAUGAGCCAAGAUAAACAUUUGCUCACUUAGGUUGUUUGUAUGUGGAGUUGAGAAAUGUCGACGAGUACAGAAUUACACAGGGAAUCUGAGGCAGGGUCUUUCUGUGUACUUUUGUUUGGCCUGAACCUUCCAAUUCUCCUGUCCCAUCUCCCAAGUGCUGGAUUUAGAGAUGUGUCUGGCUUUUAGUAAUUUUUAUAAAUGUCCAAUGUAAGAAAAAUUUGUGGUUUCCCAGGUAGCAUUAGGAGCUUUUUACAUAUAGCCUGGUUGGUGUUUGACGUAUCUGGAGACUGAUUAAAAGUAUAAAUUGCUGUGUUAGUUUAUCUAGGCCUCAGUGUGCUUGCCUGCUCUUGUUCUCUCUCUGUGUCUCUGUGUCUCUACCACACCCAGCUUAGUAUUUUUCUGAAUAUUUAUCAUUUGUUUGUGGCCUGUGUGCGAGCAUGUGUAGCAGGUGCACACAGAGGUGAGAAUGAAGCUUUGUAGUGCUGCUUCUCGCCUGCUCUGUGGAGGGAAUUUCUUCUGUUUCUGUUGCUGUGCUGUAGGCUCUGGGUUCGCUGGCCUGUGAGCUUAUAGGCCUGUCUGCACCUUUCACUUGGCCGCAGGAGUGCUGGGACUGCAGGUAGAUGUUUAAUACCACGUCCAUAGGCUUUUGACGUGAGUUUCUGGAGGUGGAGUUGAACUGUCAGGCUUCUGUGGCUGGUCCCUUUUCCUGCUGAGUCAUCCCUGACUCAAGAUCUCCUACUUCACUAAGUCGUAGGUAAAUGUGACCAGUGCUGUGGUGGAGGAGAACUGGUCAGCAGGCCAGGAGGAAGUGGGGCUGUUAGUGGGCAGCAGCUCUUAACUCAUCUGAAGGGAGGGAGUGUACUUGUUUGAUAGAUCCAUUUCUACUUUCCUCAGUUGGAGCUGGAGCUGCAGGGAGCACUGGGCACACAGUGUCCCCUGUGUUGAUUAUCUCUUCAUCUCAUCAGGGAAAGUGUUAGCACGCUGAGACACGCUGAGGAAACUCCAGGUGCUGUUAGCACACUUGUACGCUCAACGGGUGUUCUGGUGCGUUUUCUCCUGCAACAUUUUCUCCUGGGUUUGAAGCACCAGCCUGCAUACCUGUCCCUUGAGAGUCCUAUGUCCUCCUUGCCAUCAGCUGGUGCUGGCAGUGCCUUGUAUCUGGAGAGUAAGAGGUAGCCUCCAUUCUGUAACCAGCAGGGCUGUGAGAACUGUCUUUAUCCUUCUCCCUUGAGAUGAGAUCCUUCCCAAGCACAUGAAAGGUUGGCUGCUUUGUUUGUUUUUUCUUUUCCUUUUUUGGUUUAAUUUUUUUUUUUAAAUUAGAAAAGUAAUACAAAUUGGAAAGUCAUGCUCUUCCUUGCCCUCACCUCGGGAAACCCCUACUUAGCAGUUUGGAGGGCCACUCACUUCCUGUCGCUGUAAAUGGUACAGGGGACGAAUCACGGUGAGGAGAGGUUAUUUUGUGCUCAUUUUGGGUUUCAGUCCAUGACUGCUUGGCUCUGCAUUUGCGCCUGUACUGAGGCACAGACAUGUGGUGGGGCAGAGCUGUUUGUCUUAUGGCCAAGGAGAGGAAGAAGAGGAAAGGGCUGGGCUCCUAAUGUCCUUCAAGGAUACACCCCCAGUGACCAGGACACUUCUCACUAGGCUUCACUGUGUUUUUGUUUUUAAGGUCUCAGUAUGUAGUUCUGACUGGCCUGGAACUCUGCAUGUACCUCAGGCUGGCCUUGGACUCGCAGGGACCCACCUGCCUCUCCCUCUUGAGUGUCAGGAUUAAAGUGUGUGUCACCACACCCAUUCUGGCUUCACCACUUGAAGCUUCCACUGCCUCUCUAUUGCCACCCUGAUAAGUAAGCCUUCAAUACAAGGUUUUUUUUUUUUUUUUUUUCCCCCUGGGGGUGAGGGUGAAUGGGUAGUGAAGAUCCGAAGUGUAGAAGAUACCUUUGAAGCCUUCUUUUGCAUUCAUGCAUGUGAAUAAGUAUAUGCUUCUUAAUGCACAUUUUGAUCUUUACAUGCUCAAACCUUGAAAUAUAAUACAAAAUACAUCUGCGUCCUACAAUCAGUUUUUCUGUCCAACUAUAGAACAUGGGGUGUUACGGAACAGUGUGUCACACACUGAUUGUUUAGCCGUGUCCCAGUCACUGGCCACUUUUCAGAGUUGCGGCUUUGUGUUUCCUCUCAUUUAGCUUAGGAGUUACAAGGAGAGGACGUUAGGCCGACGGCUGCUUCCCUGCUAAUGUGCUGCUGUGUGCUGACCGUGAUGUUGGGAUGGACCGUCCUGCACUAACUGGGUUAACCUCAGUGAUUAUUAUUCCUAGGAUUAUCAUGUCGUUCUGCUUCAUGUGUCAAGGGAAGGACAGAGCUUCAUUUAUGACCUUGAUACUAUUUUGCCAUUUCCCUGCCCUUUCGACAUUUACAUAGAAGAUGCCCUUAAGUCUGAUGAUGACAUUCAUCCACAGUUUAGGAGGUGAGGAAAUUCAGUACCAAGCUACUGAUUUUCUGAAGUAAGACUUGGUGAUUACACAGAAGUCCCCUCUCUGCCUCCUUCCUCCUUUCCCUCCCUUUCCUUUUCUCAGUCUUUUUCUCUCUUCUCCCCUCCCCCUCUGCGCUUCCUCUCCCUUCUCCUCUGUCUCCACCCUCCUCUUUCUGCAUUAUUGGUGUGCCUGUUAUGCAAGAGCUUAAGAGCAUCUUAAAGCUUUAAAGGUUCCUCGUCAUUCAAAGGGUUGGCGGCAUUAUAAAUAUCAGUGUGCUGAGGACCAGCCAAGCUUGAAGACCCAGGUUCCAUCUCUGAGAUUCACAGGGUGGAAAGAAAGAAUUGAUAUCUAUAGAUUACCUUUGACCAUAAACACACACACACACACACACACACACACACACACACACACACACACGUGUUAAGAAAAAAGUGUGGGUUGGGGAUUUAGCUCAGUGGUAGAGUGCUUGCCUAGCAAGGCCCUGGGUUCGGUCCCCAGCUCUGAAAAAAAAAAAAGAAAGAAA